Messenger RNA from Fusarium odoratissimum NRRL 54006, 955 nucleotides. RefSeq lists its product as uncharacterized. Gene Ontology annotation, molecular function: phosphoprotein phosphatase activity. The transcript has a single exon. NCBI's taxonomy places the organism in Eukaryota, Fungi, Ascomycota, Sordariomycetes, Hypocreales, Nectriaceae. The coding region runs from base 1 to 771 and encodes 256 amino acids. The record is from RefSeq and is a predicted model, not a curated record.
AUGUCACUAACUCCUCUUAGAAUUCCCAAAGGCCCCAAGGCAAUGAUCCAGGCCCCUCCAGCUCAACGUCGCUCUUCAUCGCCCCACAAGAUCCCAAGCAAAGCCUCUGGAGGUGUUCCCAACCCUACGCCCCAAUAUAUGGCCCAAGCAAACCUCAGCCCCGAACGACUCCCUCAACCGCGUCGCAUUCUCAUUAUAAUGGACCUCAACGGUACUCUCCUCUAUCGACCCAACAAACGCCGGCCCUUCAACUUCGUCGAGCGACCUCAUGCAAAGACCUUCAUGAAAUACUGCCUCGACGCUUUCUAUGUUGCGAUUUGGUCCUCAGCCCGUCCUGAAAACGUCAACAAGAUGGUUGAACAGCUCCUCACACCUGAGCAGCGUGAGCAGGUUCUUGUCGUCUGGGGUCGUGAUUCUUUUGGUCUCUCGGAGGGUGAUUAUAACGCAAAAGUGCAAGUCUACAAACGCCUCACGACUGUAUGGACUGAUCCGCGGGUGAGGGCUGCUUAUCCCCAGGCUCAUAAGGGAGGUCUUUGGAAUCAGAGCAACACUAUUUUGGUUGAUGACUCGUUAGAGAAGGGCCGGAGUGAACCAUUCAACACGCUUACACUUCCAGAGUUCUCCGGACUGUCUACGGAAAUGCCCAAUGUCUUGCCCCAGGUUCACGAUUACCUGAAUGAACUGGCCUACCAGGCGGAUAUCAGCCGCUUUGUAAGACAGUCACCUUUCAAGCUUGAUCCAGUUUAUGUCUUGCCAGAGGAUGCAGCCUAGUCAGUUUUGACCCUGCGCCAACGUGGGAAGUAUCAGGAAUAAGAUGAAUCACAGGAUAUCAUAGACGCUUUAGAUUCAUUUAGAGAUACCCGAGGCCCAAGGCCUCAUAAGAUACAACUUCAUAGCGUGUUGAUGAUAGAACAUAAAUGGCCAUUGCCAAAGGCGACACAAACUUCAUCUCACA